Camellia sinensis is the source of this 1537-nucleotide messenger RNA. RefSeq names its product transcription factor MYB12. NCBI's taxonomy places the organism in Eukaryota, Viridiplantae, Streptophyta, Magnoliopsida, Ericales, Theaceae. The record is from RefSeq and is a predicted model, not a curated record.
ACUUCCCUACAAAUACAUACCCAUCAUCCAUCCAUCCAUCCAUCCACACAUACAUGCAUGCAUUCCAAAGUCAACUGCUAGGCUCUCACUCUCUCUCUCUCUCUUUCUACUACAUUUUUCUCUCUCUUCUACCAUUUAUCUGAGUGGAGUACAGACCUUGAGUGAGUUGGGUGAUCAAGUGUGUGUUUUUAGACUGAAAUGGGAAGAGCACCUUGCUGUGAGAAAGUGGGGUUGAAAAGGGGGAGAUGGACUGCAGAAGAAGAUGAGAUCUUGACCAAGUACAUUCUAGCUAAUGGGGAAGGUUCUUGGAGGUCUAUGCCGAAGAAUGCUGGGUUACUUAGGUGUGGGAAAAGCUGCAGACUGAGAUGGAUUAACUACUUGAGAUCUGACUUGAAGAGAGGCAACAUAUCUUCUGAAGAAGAAGAAAUCAUCACUAAAUUGCACUCUACUUUGGGCAAUAGGUGGUCUUUGAUAGCGGGUCACUUGCCAGGAAGAACAGACAACGAGAUUAAAAAUUACUGGAACUCUCACUUGAGCAGAAAAAUCCAGAGUUUCCGGAGGCCUUGCAAGAACGAAGCACCACCUCCAAUGGCGGUGGACUUGGCCAAGUCCACUGUCGCAACCAAGCGACGCGGUGGUCGGACGAGCCGCUCCGCCAUGAAAAAGAACAAAACCCAGAAUCCGACAAAGGGUCCGAACCCAAAGCCAGUGAAAAAAACAGAACCAAAUGCAUCAGUGCCAAUGCCACAAACCCCAACUUUGCAGACAGAGUCUCUGUCUAGUGCAAUUUCAUGGCAAGAAGAGAGUGUUGUUAAAAUCAAUUUAGAUUUGGAAGGGAAUAAAGAAGGAGUGAUUGUAGGCAGUCCUCAUCACGACGAUCAUGCAGGACUGGCCCUGUGCGGCGGUGAGGAGAGAAAAAGAAAGAGUGAAUACAAUGAAGGGUUAGAUGAGAGUGGGAUGUUGUGCUUCGAUGACAUUAUGAGCGAUGAGCUAGUGGAUCCCAAAGGGGUUACGAUUUUAGGUGAGGAGAGAGAGAAUGAUACGGCGGUGUUCAUUAACGAGGAGAGAGAAAGUGAUGCGGCGGCGGUGGUCAUUAGUGAGGAGAGAGAGAGAGGAGGGGGUGCCAUGAAUAUGAGUUCAAAUGGAGAGAGUUCUUCAACAAAUUCAUACAUAGAUGAUUGGGAUUGGGUUUGGGAUUGGGAUGCUGUGGUUCAAGGGAAUGAGAUAUGGGGUGAUGAAGAAGAGAAUAUGAAGUUCAGUUGGUUGUGGGAGAGUGAUAAUGGAAAAGGAGACUCUAUUGUUAAUAAUAAGUUGGGAGAGAUUAAUUGUGAGAAGCAAGAAGCUGUGGUUGCUUGGCUUCUCUCUUGACUUUCCACUCUCUUCCUCUGUUAUUUUCCUUGUAUUUUAGCAGUUAAUGAAAAUUCGUUUAGAAAUUGUUUACAGUUUUGUUGGUUGCAUCAUUUGUCAUCUCCCCAUUGUAAAACAAAUAUAAUUCUAAAACUCCAUCAAACAUCAUUUAAGGUGCUCUCUCUUCAAA